AGCCCAAGUGUGGCUGCAACUUCCGCGGGGCGCUAGCUGGACGACACCGCAGCCCUCUCUGCUCCAAGUCACUGCCUUCCAGGGAGUCGUCAUGGGCUUCCAGAAGUUCUUCCCGAUCCUGGCUCUCAGCAUUUUGGUCCUGUACCAGGCAGGCAGCCUCCAUGCAGUGCCAUUCAGUUCCACCUUGGAGAGCAGCCCAGACCUGACCACACUCAGUGAAGAGGAAGCACGCCUCCUGCUGGCUGCACUGGUGCAGGACUAUUUGCAGAUGAAGGCCAGUGAGCUGCAGCGAGAGCAGGAGACAGAGGACUCCAGCCUGGACAGCCCCAGAUCUAAGCGGUGUGGUAAUCUGAGUACCUGCAUGCUGGGCACGUACACGCAGGACCUCAACAAGUUUCACACAUUCCCCCAAACUGCAAUUGGGGUUGGAGCACCUGGCAAGAAAAGGGAUAUGACCAGCGACUUGGAGACAGAGCACCGCCCUCAUGUUGGCAUGCCCCAGGAUGCCAUCUGAACUCCCCUUCUCCUUUAUAACUUUCUUUCUUGCUUUAUUCCUAUAACUUGAUGCAUGUGGUUCUUCUCUGCUUGCUCUUCAGGCUGUUAAUGGUAGCUUUUCUAUGGCAGAGGAUGUCUGGAACCUCGGGUGGGCAGAGAGAAGGGAGAACUCACAAUCUGGAAAAGAAUCAACCAAGAAGAUAUCAGAGCAGGGGCAGUUCUCUGAGGGCCCUGGUGAUUUCAUAGCAAAACUUUUCAGUCCUGCUUCUGAAUGUGCGGAUCAUUUGGGAAAUAAAAAUAUUUUUCUAAAAAGACUUGAGCUGUGGUGGUCAUUGCUCUAGCCUGCAUCUCAGGUGCCAUGGUGUUUAGGACCUGUGCUUAGAAGUAGUCUUAGCCCUGGGGUAACUGGACACAGGGUGUGGUGAUUGGUUACUGUAACUCAUCUCAAGCAGCAAGAACAAGGGCACUAAGGAGCAGGUAAGCACCUGUAGGA
Marmota monax (woodchuck) is the source of this 988-nucleotide messenger RNA. RefSeq names its product calcitonin related polypeptide alpha (gene Calca). The transcript has 4 exons. Gene Ontology annotation, cellular component: extracellular region. The record is from RefSeq and is a predicted model, not a curated record. Bases 92 to 514 code for a protein of 140 amino acids. Gene Ontology annotation, molecular function: hormone activity; calcitonin receptor binding. Lineage: Eukaryota; Metazoa; Chordata; Mammalia; Rodentia; Sciuridae.